Messenger RNA from Arabis nemorensis, 531 nucleotides. The record is from the annotation of a GenBank genome assembly. NCBI's taxonomy places the organism in Eukaryota, Viridiplantae, Streptophyta, Magnoliopsida, Brassicales, Brassicaceae.
AUGCUUAGCCGUAUGAUUGAAGAAGUCGGAGAGCAAUAUGUGGUUCAAGUCGUAACAGACAAUGCGUCAAACUAUGUCAAAGCAGGAACAUUACUAAUGGCUGAACGGAAGCAUCUUUAUUGGACUCCAUGCGACGCGCAUUGCAUUGAUUUGAUGUUGGAGGAUAUUGGAAAACUUCCAUUGCUUCAUACAAUAAAAAGGAAUCGAUUAGUCCAAAGUCGAUUGAGUGACAUGGUUUUUGUCAAAUAUAAUCGUUUUUUGCAAAGACGGAAAGAGAAAAAAGUAACCGGUGAUUCUUUUGUUUUGGAAGAGAUUGAUGAUAACAAUGAGUGGCUACUUGGGGAAAUGGAUGGAGAUUCAGAAGAAGAAAAUGAUGAUCUUGUGUUUGAAAAUGAUGAUUUGACAUGGAACAUGGUUAGUCAAGUUUCGGGAGCUGAGGAGCCUAGUUAUCGUAUAAGGGCAGCAACAACAAGUGCUAAUACGGAUAAAGGGAAAGGAAAAGGAAUUGAAAGUAGUUCCACUCGUGGGUAA